UAAUUCUAAUAUCUAAAUUAAAAAUUCAGAAGUAAUUCAAAAUAAAUUAAGAGAUCUUCAUACACAUUACCAAUAUUGAUAAUUUAUAUAAAACUCCUGGGAAAGAUUACUAAACACAAAGAAGGUGAUCAAAAAUAAAGAUGUCUUGGAAUGGAAUUAAAAAGGCAAUCAAUAGGGCAGGUACCCAGGUGAUGAUGAAAGUUGGUCAGAUUGAUGCAACUGUAGACUUGGAGUUUGAGUUUGAAAAGAAAAGAUUCCGUACAAUGGAGGAAAAAUCCAAUAAAUUACAACUGGAACUUAAACAUUAUUUAUCAACACUUCGAAAUCUUACUACAGCACAAUUGAAUGUAUCAGACGUAUUAAGUACCUUCUAUGGAGAUGGUGCUGAACAAUCAGUAUCGAAAGAAUAUCAUAUGGUGAUGGAGAAAUUAAAUAAGGAAACAUUACAAGAACUUGAACAACCCUAUUCCCAAACAGUACUUAAUCCGAUAGCUCGUUUCAAUCUGUACUAUAUAGAGAUAAACGAGGCAAUUAAGAAGAGAAACCAUAAGCAAUUAGAUUAUGACACAAUGAAAUCUAAAGUGCAAAAAUUGAUGGAUAAUCCUGGUACUGAUGAAAUAUAUGAGAAAAAAUUGGAAGAAUCACAACGUCAAUUGGAAAACACUGAAGUUAUUUAUAAUAAUAUCAACCUGCAAUUGAAACAAGAACUUCCACGCCUUGUUAAUCUCCGGAUUCCAUUUUUAGAUCCUUCAUUUGAAUCAUUUGUAAAACUUCAACUCAAGUUUUUCUCUGAUAGUUAUCAAGAACUCAAUGGGAUCCAGAGUAAACUUGACGCACAAACACGACAAGAAUAUAUAGAAGGGAAAUUGGAUAAUAAGAUUGAUGAUGUUUUGUUGAAGAUGAGGGAAUUAAAUAUUACGGGUAUGUAAUGAUCGAAAUACAAGAUAAGGGUAACAUUUAACAGCGUAGA
[Candida] anglica is the source of this 970-nucleotide messenger RNA. Lineage: Eukaryota; Fungi; Ascomycota; Pichiomycetes; Serinales; Debaryomycetaceae. The record is from the annotation of a GenBank genome assembly.